AUGUUUGGUCGCUUCUCUUUGAUAGCGUGUUUGUUGAUUGCGACCGUGGAUUCCAGGUUAGACAAGUUGCUUCAAGCUCCACCGUAUAAUUAUGAAAGAGAAGAAGAUCAUGUGUUCGAUAAAAAGUGGUAUUGUGGACCGAGUUAUGGUCGUUACAGUGCGUAUGUUCGAAAGGCUGCACAGAUCUACGCCAAGAUGUUCGGUGGAGAUUGCAUGGGUAACUUGUUGUAUUGUAAUUUGAUAAAAAAUAGCAUUUUUAUUGCUUCAAGAUUGUUAAAAGUACAUGUUUUGAAAGUUACAGUAAGUUUUUUCUGUAGAAUUUUACGUUUUGAAGCGCAACAAACUCUUGUCGUUUUUUACCACAUAAGCUGAUGUAAAUUGACGACAAAUCUUUUUAAAGCGUAAAAUAUCAUUUUUCUUGCUUCAAAUUUCUUAAAAAUACAUGUUUUGAAGUUACUGUAAGCCCUUUCUGUAGAAAUUUGCAUUUCAAAGCAUAAAAAAGUCUUGUCGUUUUUUACUAUUCAAGCCAAUGUAAAUUGACGACAAGACUUUUUGAAAACACUAAAACGUCAAUAUAGUCGCGUAUAUGAACGUUAACAUUAUAAUUUAUGUUUAUCAAAGUUGUCAUAGGGUAAAUUAACAAAUGAAUCUUGUUAUAGGUUACAUCAACGAAUGUUGCUUUGACCACGACCGCUGUUACGACAAACUUCUUGGCCAACAGUAUUGUGAUGCCGAAUUUUGCGGAUGUUUGAGUCGCACGACGUGUAGAACAGUUGGUAAUGAUUUUUGUCAAGCUGUACAAGACUUUGGCGAGUAUAUUUACCACAAUCGUAAGUUUUUUAAAAUUUUAAAAUUUUUUAAAAAUUUUUUUUGAAAAAAUGAGUGUUUGUUUAAAUUUUACGUAAUUUUUUUGUAAAAAGUUAUGUAAGUUAUUACCUUUCAGCAAGAGGCACAGUCGAUCUAUGGCUAGCGGUGGCGAAGUAUCUAAAAAAGUUCAGAGUUGGUCGUGAAAUCCUUGCUAUGCUCGACUGGUUUUAA
Molecule: messenger RNA, 1038 nt
Organism: Bursaphelenchus okinawaensis
Lineage: Eukaryota; Metazoa; Nematoda; Chromadorea; Rhabditida; Aphelenchoididae
Source: the annotation of a GenBank genome assembly